Recurvomyces mirabilis is the source of this 816-nucleotide messenger RNA. RefSeq lists its product as uncharacterized. Bases 1 to 816 code for a protein of 271 amino acids. Gene Ontology annotation, cellular component: endomembrane system; membrane. The record is from RefSeq and is a predicted model, not a curated record. NCBI's taxonomy places the organism in Eukaryota, Fungi, Ascomycota, Dothideomycetes, Mycosphaerellales, Teratosphaeriaceae. The transcript has 2 exons.
AUGUACCUUCCUAUCCUUGUAUUUGGCGUACUGCCUUGGCUUGCGCUCGGCGCAGUCACGAGCAAUGGCGUACAGCUCACAGAAGCAGAACUAGCACAUUUUGAUGGCACUGGCGAUGAUGGCAAAAUCUAUCUUUCCAUCAACGGGACCAUUUUCGAUGUCUCCGCUUCACCAGCAUUCUACGGUCCGGGUGGUCACUACCACCACUUCACAGGCAAAGAUGCUUCCCGAGCGUGGGUGUCUGAAUGCUGGGACACCGAGGAUCAACUCACUUGGCGGAUGGAUGGCAUAGAAGCCAUGUUCAUGCCGAAAUAUCUCGACGAGCAGAUGCAGCAAAAUGCUGAUGGCGAGUCUGAUAUCGAAGGUGCCGAUGCUUUCGGCGGCGCCGAUCUGCUCAAAAUGGCAAAGCAGGUCGUGAGCAAGUACGGACGCGUUUCGAAGAAGGCCAUCGAUGCAAGGCGGGUGACAGAUCGCAAAGAAGCCGAACAGAGCGCCCAAGCAGCUCUUGCCCACUGGAUCAAGUUCUUUAGCGAUAAUAGCAAGUACAACGUCAUCGGCAAUGUCAUCUUGGACGAUAGCAAACCGGAGCCUCCAGGUCUUUGCGAAGCUGCACUGAAGAAGCGGCCUGUGAGAGGUGGGAAGCUGGAUGCAUUAAUGCAGGCUGGAAUGGGAAUGGGUGGUGGUGGAGCGGGAGGUGGCAAGAAGCCUGCCGCUGGGAUGCCAGACUUUGUCAAGAAUGCCGGUCAGAAGGCCGCCAAUGUUGUGGUUGGCAAGAAAGAUAGCGAGCAGGAGGAUGUGAGCAAAGACGAGCUUUAA